Molecule: messenger RNA, 1288 nt
Organism: Paramuricea clavata
Lineage: Eukaryota; Metazoa; Cnidaria; Anthozoa; Malacalcyonacea; Plexauridae
Source: the annotation of a GenBank genome assembly
AUGGAUAAAGGAGAUGAAGAUAUACUCACUGGAGAGGCAAAAGGAUUUGUUGAUCAAGUAUUGAAAGAGUUACCAUGCACAGAAGAUAGAUUAAAUGAGCUUAGAGUGCAUCUCAAGCAAGAUGAAGUGUGUGAACAAGUUAUGAAGUACUGUACUUAUGGAUGGCCAGACAAGAAUAAUGUCAAUGACGCUAUGAAACCUUAUUGGCAACAUGUAGGGUGAUUUAACGGUUCAAGACGGUCUACUACUUCAUGGAAAAAGAUUGGUGAUCCAUUCAUCAAUGAGAUUGGACAUACUUAGUAAAAUACAUUCAGGACAUCUCGGGAUAACGAAGUGCCGAGAAGAGCAAGAACGUCAGUGUGGUGGCCUGGUAUGAGCAAACAAAUUGAUGAUUUGGUUCGAAACUGUCAUGAAUGCGUUAAAGAAAGAAAGAAUAUAAAGCAGAACCAUUGAUAUCCUCUACCAGAUAGACCAUGGCAAAAACUUUGUACUGAUCUGUUCGAGCUAAAGGGUAAGACAUAUCUUAUAAUCAUUGACUACUUUUCAGGAUAUCCCGAAAUAGCUCUCUUAAACAGUAUUACAUCUACAAGUGUAAUUAUGCAUAUGAAGUCUUGUUUUGCUAGACAUGGAAUUCCAGAUCGUGUUAUAUCAGAUAAUGGUCCUCAAUUUAGUUCAGUUGAAUUUUCAAAGUUCUCCUCCAGUUAUGGAUUCAAGCAUCAGACAAGCAGUCCAAGAUAUCCUCAAGCCAACGGUAAAAUUGAACGGGCAGUGAAAACAGUGAAAAGUCUUCUUAAAAAGUCAAAAGAUCAGUAUAUUGCUUUAAUGUCGUAUCGAGACACUCCACUCGAGAAUGGUUAUAGUCCUGCUGAACUCUUAUUUGGAAGAAAGAUUCAAACGACUCUUCCAGUUGUAUCACAGCACCUUGUCCCUACUUGGCCUUAUCUCGUAGCUGUCAGAGAAAAGGAAGAAAGAAUAAAGAAACGACAGAAGAAAAGUGAAAACAUUACAGCAACUUGAGCCUGAUUGUCCAGUGUGGAUUCCAGAUCGUAAAGAGUCGGGUACAAUUAUCAAUAAGUUUGAAACCCCUAGCUCAUAUGUGGUUAAAACCCCAACAACAACUGUUCGACGAUAUCGACGACAUCUGAUCGAAGACCCUUCAAAGAAUACUUGUGAAGAACCGCAAGAAGCCACAUCAACUACAUCAGGAACUGCAGUGCCAGAGAACAAUCCAGGUUAUUACACAAGAUCAAGUAGACUAUCUGCACCACCUGAUAGACUGGUAUACUAG